Molecule: messenger RNA, 1674 nt
Organism: Lasiosphaeria miniovina
Lineage: Eukaryota; Fungi; Ascomycota; Sordariomycetes; Sordariales; Lasiosphaeriaceae
Product: GLE1-like protein-domain-containing protein
Exons: 2
Coding region: 1-1674 (557 amino acids)
Biological process (GO): poly(A)+ mRNA export from nucleus
Cellular component (GO): cytoplasm; nuclear pore cytoplasmic filaments; nuclear pore
Molecular function (GO): translation initiation factor binding; phospholipid binding; inositol hexakisphosphate binding
Source: RefSeq, a predicted model, not a curated record
AUGGCAGGCUCUUCUCCCACGCGCCGUCGGAGCUUCCAGUUCGCCAGCCCGCAGUCGUCCUCCGUCAUUAUGGAAAUCCUCUCCGAGGACCGAAAUUCCGAGUCACGACAUAAACAAUUGCUUGAACUUGCGAAGAGAGAACACGAGCGCGUACGAGAGGAUGCCGAGAGAGUAUAUCGCGACCACCUGCGCAGGGAGGAACGCCAGCAGCUCCUCGACGAGAAGCAGCAGGAGGAGCAGAGGAUUAAGGUCGAGGAGCAAAUCGCUGCUGACCGCGUGCGUCUGCAUGCGCUUAAGUUGACGAAGGUUGUGGCUCCUCCAUCUCCGCCGAUUCCGCGGUUCCCCGAGCCGUCUCGAGCUGCAGCCGUCGCCGAGUCGACGACCCCGGCCCCAACCUCAACACCUUCCGCUGUCUCCAACCAGAGCUCGGUGCCACAGCUACCGCCGCAAACCAACGGCAGCGCGACACCAAAGCCACCAGCGCCCGCAACAACUUUUUCUCCGGGCCUUUUUGGAUCCAGCAAGGCACAGCCGGCUGCGCAGCCCGCUGCUCCCGGGCCUUCGGUUGAUAAUGCAACGACUGCCGCGAAGAACCGGACCCCGGAAGCACCCCGGCCGCCGCCGUUUCCGGGAGGCUUUGGUAACUUGCUCAACAAUGGCGCGGGGAGCAAUGGAGCCAGUUCCGCCCGGCCAGAGUCUGCCCCCCCUGCAGGGCAGCUUACUGUUGACAGGUAUACAACAAUCCACAAGAACCUGAAAGAGCUACGAAAAUCCAUGGCGGAGCAGGCCAAGACAAACCGUGCUUUGAAAGAAAGGAUGGGCGAUAUGCGACGUGAAAUCAGGAAGAUUAUUGGGCAGCUCGGUGGCGGUGGCGCGCCUGCCAAUCGACAACAGCAACAACGAAUUGCAGCUGUCUUGCGUGAGGCGCUUGCAAACAGGGUACAGUCUCAGCUGGUUGACCUGAGCAACUUUGUUGCGGAGCCGCGGAACCCGGUCCAGGGCGCUGUGCAUAACGACGUGCAGAUGCCGUCCCUGUUCAUCUAUUUAUUGAACGCAUUUUCCAAGUCUGUGAUAUUGCAGUUCAUUAGUGAAGGAGGAGCAAAGCCAGAGGCGGCAGAUCCUAUUGGGGUCUGCGUUGCGGCCACGUUUUCCGAGCCAGAUUUCGGCUGGCGCGGCGUGUCCAUGAUCGACAUCCUGAUCACCAAAUUCCGAAUCGUUUGCCCGGUGCUUUUUGGGUAUAGGGGGAGCGAGAAGACCGAGCAAGGGAGGGAGCGGCUGGGCUGGUGGAAGGAAAACGGACGAUGGGUCACCGAACAGCAGCACGUGGACCGUAUGACCGGCCUUGGCGCCGGCUUCGCGGCCGUGUCUCUGCGGAAGUUUGUCGCGUCGAAGAAGGAAAAUCCGUACCCGCCUCGGCAUUUCUGGACGGCCAUGGCCAAGAUCAUCAACACACCACCAAACGAAAUCUCCAACACGCAAUGUGUGGUUCUGAAGUCGAUGAUUCAGAACUUCGAGACCAAAUUUAUCGAAUUCUAUGGAACCGCGGCCGUUGCGGCGCUACGCGCGUCGCUGAUCGACUUCCCGGCUCGGGCGCCUGAGAAAUCGCCAGCAGUAAACUCAUUAGAGGUGCUAGCGCAACAGCUCAAGCGAGACACUGGGUUAACUCUCGGGUGA